Messenger RNA from Chelmon rostratus (copperband butterflyfish), 4530 nucleotides. Its product is annotated as cytochrome P450 3A30-like. The transcript is spliced from 14 exons. Gene Ontology annotation, molecular function: steroid hydroxylase activity; iron ion binding; oxidoreductase activity, acting on paired donors, with incorporation or reduction of molecular oxygen. The coding region runs from base 66 to 1586 and encodes 506 amino acids. NCBI's taxonomy places the organism in Eukaryota, Metazoa, Chordata, Actinopteri, Chaetodontiformes, Chaetodontidae. The record is from RefSeq and is a predicted model, not a curated record.
GUGAGGAAGGACUGUGGACAAGCUGCCGGAGUACAAAACAACAAGCUUCAAAGAGCAAAAGAGACAUGGGCCACCUUCUGUUCUUCUCUUUAGAAACAUGGAUUCUACUGAUCACAUUCAUCUGCAUAUUUGUCAUGUAUGGCACCUGGACUUACGGGAUAUUUGAGAAGUUGGGGAUCACUGGUCCCAAGCCUUUGAUGUACUGGGGCACCAUUGGCAGGCUAAACCAUGUUUACUACCUCGAUGACUAUGAGUGUGCUAAAAAGUACGGCAGAGUAUGGGGCACGUAUGAGUUGAGGAGGCCCAUACUCGUCGUGAUGGAGCCUGACAUGUUGAAAACCAUCCUGGUGAAGGAAUGCUUCACCUACUUUACCAACCGACGGAACUUCCGUCUGAAUGGGGACCUCUAUGACGCAGUGAACUUUGCAGAGGAUGACCAGUGGAGACGUAUUCGCAACAUCCUCUCUCCGUCCUUCACCUCUGGCCGGUUAAAAGAAAUGUUUAGCAUCAUGAAACAUCAUUCCCGCAGACUGACAACCUGCCUGCAGUCCAAAGCACACAAUGGUGAAGUUAUUAAUACCAAAGAUUUCUUUGGAUCCUACAGUGUGGAUGUGAUGGCAAGCUGUGCAUUCAAUGUGGACAUGAACUCCAUCAGCAGCCCCUCAAGUCCCCUCAUGACCCACGCCUCAAAGCUGUUCAGAUUAUCUCUUCCUCUUUUCAUGUUCCAAGGAUUCUUCCCCAUAUUUCUUCCUCUCUUGGAGCUGUUGGGCGUCUCUUUUUUCCCAAAGGACUCUGUUGUUUUCUUUAAAACGCUUGUGGAGAAGAUCAGAGCAGGACGCAAUGGGAGCUCAGACGAGAAAUCGGGAGAUAUGCUUCAACACAUGAUCGACUCUCAGAAUGCCAAUGAAGCCAAUAACAAAAAGCAGAAUAAAGCCGUCCCUGCAGGUCUUACUGAUCAUGAAAUUUCCUCUCAGCUGACAAUGUUGCUGUUUGCUGGUUUUGAGACCAGCAGCAUCACUCUCAGUUUCUUGGCCUACAAUUUGGCAAGACAUCCUGAAGUCAUGAAACGCCUGCAAGAGGAAAUAGAUGCCACGUUCCCCGAUAAGGGCCCAGUGGAAUAUGAAGCUAUGAUGCAGAUGGAGUAUCUGGACAGUGUAAUCUAUGAGUGUCUGAGGCUGUACCCUCCAGCUGCACGUCUGGAACGAACGGCCAAAGAAACUGUCAAGAUCAAUGGAAUCACAAUCCCAAAGGACAUGAUUGUUAUGGUUCCAGUCUACGCUCUGCACCGCGACCCGGAGCUAUGGCCAGAGCCAGAAGAGUUCAAGCCUGACAGGUUUAGCAAGCAGAACAAGCAGAGCAUCAAUCCAUACACUUACCUGCCAUUUGGGAUUGGGCCAAGGAACUGCUUGGGGAUGCGAUUUGCUCUGGUGUUGAUUAAACUGGCCCUGGUGGAAGUUUUGCAGAACUACAGCUUCUCAGUCUGUGAGGAGACAGAGAUCCCUCUGAAGAUGGACCCCAGUGGCCUUGUUGGACCCAUAAAUCCAAUCAAACUAAAGCUGGUGACACGUUCAGUCAGAUGUAGCUAGGAAGUACUCAGAGAAAUGCGCCCAUCGAGGAUGAACUAUCCUGCAAACUUGUAAUUUUAAUAACUAAAAAAGCUGCUUUAAAUUUACUACUUUAAGAUUUCAAUCUGUAUCAUAAGAUCACUAUGACUGUUCAGAUCAGAUUAAAGUCAGUCAGAAUUUAUAUGUGCAUCAUGUUCAUGAACUAUGGCAAAUUGAGUGCCAAACUGGCCACAACUAUCCUGAUUGGCAUGCCUUUAGAAUACUGGAGGAAACAGGAGCACUUGAAGGACACCACCACAAGCACAAUAAAACAAACUAACUGUGAAGUGAUGGGUGCUGGUGACUAUCAAAGCAGGCCUAUGCACUUCAAACAAAAACAUCAGUAUGAGGCAAUGCAAUAUCCAAUCUGUGGAUUUUCUCGUUACCUAGGUGAUGACUCAGAUGUAUGGUAUGUUUUGAGGCUGUACUUUGCUGUGUUGUAUUGCACUACAACACAUUACAAGCAUUUACUACUAUUUUUGUAUGUUUAUCUACCUAUAGAGGAGCAUAUCAACAUUUAAAACCUUUUACAAACAGCAUUUAUUACAGGACUGCAAUGUACAGACGUUUUUAUUUUCCUGUUGAAAAAAGCUUUAGGUUUUGAUUGACAGGUCCAGUGUGUAGGAUUGAAUCAAAGGUGAAAAAAAACACAGCUUAUUUUCAGGUGACCAUACACUUAAUGAAAACAUAACUAUGAAUGUUAUGCUACAUUUCUGCCACUGAAGCCCCCUAAAUCCUGAACACUGGACCUUUAAAGGAUGAUACUGACUCUGGUAGAUAAAGCCCCUCAUGGGAAUUGUCUGGAAGUCUGUUUGAGGACCUGAGGCCACAUGUUGUAUCAUGGGUGGCUACAUGUCAAACACACAACCGGAGGAAAGACUUUUGCGUGUCUAAAUAGCACGAGUGACAUGCUGAUACGGCAGAAAGACACAAACAUGUGACUCACCAGUCACACGUGUUAAAUUAGGUGAGAAGCUACCUGGAGUUGGUACAAAGGGAGAGUUCACUGCUGGUUUGUGUGUUUGCAUAAUGACACAAUAUGAAGGACAGGCUUCAACACCAGGGCAGCAGUCGCUCAAAAUAAAUUGCUUGAUACAAUAAAGAGAGUCCAGACACUGGGGGUGGUGGUGGCUGAUGACUGAGGAUGAUGAAAUGAUUCAGGUGGAGAUCUGCAAGGACUGGGCGGUGAUGGGGAGGUGGAGGAGUGCACGUAAAGGCAGCAUGAAAUAACUAUAAGGCAGAGAGGGAAUCAUAUUUAAAAAGACAGCAGUGAGAUGAUAGGCUAACGGUGAAGGUGUGUUGCUGUGCUAUUAGACGUGACCAGCUGAUGACAACAGCUGACAUCUUAAUUGACAGCAGAGAAAUUCUGAAUGAGCAUGUGUCAAAUGAGUGACUGCAGGAUGGUGGCAGAUAUAAGCUACACGCCUAAGCAUGCAAAAGAGCUGUCUUCCUGACUGACCUUUUGCUAGAGCUUCAUUUCCUUUCCUGGAUCAUGAACCAUAGUGUCCAAGUUGAUGUUUGUCGGAUCAGUAAGCAGGGCAGGAAUUUCACCGGGGCCAUGGCUCCAGUGCUCUGCAGCCACAUUCGUGUCCCUCCUGCACUGCCCCAGCUGAUUCCCUCAUUUUCUCCUCCGCCUCUUUCCUGUCAGGGUUUUUAGGACACAGCCUCUUUUGUUGGAGUUAUCAGGCAAUAUCAAGUCAAGGAAACUAUAAAACUCAACAUACACAAUGCUCGUAUAUUGUUACAGUGCCGACUUGGCUGACCCAGUGGCUGAAGGAGUGUUAUGUGUCUAAUAAUUAUUAGAGCCUAAUGUUUGUAACAUUAUUCCAAUAUAUACCAAUAAAUAAUUUUGUGAAAUAAACAUAUUUUUUUAUUUAUUUCACUUGUACACAAAAUAUUAAAAAUAAAAUCAUCCUUAAGUUAAAUUCACACAUCAGAGAUUCCUUUUUUCUAUAUUACUGUUUUAGAAUUCUAUUUAUAUUGUCAAGACUACAUCUGGGCGUUGCACAACCUGCAGGCAGGUACUCCAGGUGCCGUCUCACCUAAUUUAACACACACACGCCAUAUCAGCAUGUCACCUUGUCCCUUAUCAAACUAGAAAAAAAAAUCUUCUCAAGAAAAGGAAACCACUGCAAUUUUUUUUUAAUAAGAUGGCAAAUAUUCAUCAAUCACUUUCUUUGAACCCCCCUCCCCCGCCCCCCAUUCUUUCUUUAGAGAUGCUUUUACGUGAGUUUGGGAGGGAGAGUGUGUCAAAAAGUCACUCUGGGCAAAAGUAAAGGAUAAAAAGAGGCACAAUUUUAGAUUAGAAAUGACCGUUCCUUCUUUUAUAGUUAGCCUGUAUCAAAAGGCACACUGCAUCAUAAAGACACAGCAUGACAGCAAUCAAUACUGUGCUGGGUCAUUGCACAACCUGUUGGCAGUUCCACAAAUGAGCACAGUGUCAGUUUUGAGGUAGGGUAAAGGUAUUUAUAUUUUGCUCUGUGGGAAACGCCUUCCAGCAGCUUUACAAACACCUUGAUAUUUGCCCUGCAUUACCUCACAAAAAGCUGGCCAGUGAAUUCUAGUCCCCCAAACCAACAUCUACAGUGGCUCACUGACACCAUGUCCUUUAUCAGAACCAUGAGUGUUUAUAUGGUAAGAAAGUAUAGAAUAUUGAGACACAACACCUGUACAUCUGUGAGGACAGUUUGAAUAUUUUAGGUCGUUUUUCAGUAAUUUCUUUCAGUAAUGGUGCUAAAGUUUGUUCUUAAUAUCAUGUAGUCUGAACACAGCAUUAUGCAACUACUACCUUCUCACCUAAUUUUACACACCUGGCGCUGAUAAGGUCACAUCUGCCGUAUCAGGACGUCACCAUGUCCCUGGUGUUGACAAAUACGGCACUCCAGAAAAUGAGCACCCCUGCAGUUUUUAAAUAACAUGGCGAUCU